This is a messenger RNA of Phytophthora nicotianae INRA-310, 1431 nucleotides long. RefSeq lists its product as hypothetical. The record is from RefSeq and is a predicted model, not a curated record. NCBI's taxonomy places the organism in Eukaryota, Oomycota, Peronosporomycetes, Peronosporales, Peronosporaceae. The transcript has 2 exons. Bases 1 to 1431 code for a protein of 476 amino acids.
AUGAAAAUGGCAUCGACUCCUGUGGCUCCGCCUGCCGCUCCAGCGCCGGCGCAUGCCAGCACACCUGCAGUCACGAAGCCCGUAUCUGCCGAUGGAAACACACAAAGUGAAACACAGCCACAGACUACGGCAAUCACGGAGGAAUACAGCGCUGAAGGCCUGACGACGCUCUGGCCAGACAGCCGAUGUUACCUGCGCAACCUCGUACUGGGCCGCGAGUGCCGCAACGUGUUCAACCUCGAGCCCAACACCAUCUUCCUUAAUCAGAAUGCGUACGGCGUGGCCCCAAAGCCCGUCAUGCAGGCACAGGCUCACUUCGUUAACAAGAUGGAGAUGAACCCGGACCGCUUCAUGCGCCGCGAGGUGCCCGUGAUGCUACGCCAGGCGGCUUCACAUCUCGCUCGCUUUAUCCACGCAGACGCAGAAGAUCUCGUCUUUGUGACCAACGCCACGACAGGCAUGAAUGCCGUGUUGCAGUCGCUGGACUUGCAGAAUGACGACGAAGUUCUGUGUCUAAACCUCACAUACUCGGCAGUGCUCAACACGCUGCGCCAUCUUUGUUACUGUACGCAGGAGUUUGUCGAGCUCAAGGUGGUGGACGUCGUGCUGCCGAUUGAGAGCUACGACGCGUUAGUUCAGCAGGUAGCGGAUGCGAUCACGCCCAACACUCGACUGGCCGUACUGGACCACAUUGCCAGCACCACAGGUUUCGUGCUGCCACUGGAGAAGCUUAUCCCGAUUUUCCAUGCGCGGAAUAUUCCCGUUCUGGUGGAUGGCGCCAGCGCACCCGGCCAGCUGCCGCUCAACCUCAACGAACUGGGUGCUGACUUCUACGUGGGCACGGCAUACAAAUGGCUAUUCAGCUGCAAGUCCUGUUCGUUUCUGCAUGUGAGCAAGGCGUACCAGAAUACCGUGCGCCCCGUAGUGACGUCUCUAGCCUACGGCCAGGGUUUUGUGGAAGAGUUCGCGAUCCAGGGCACGCGAGAUGAAGCCAACUUCCUCACGAUCGUGUCGUCCCUGGACUUUUACGAGAGCGUGGGCGUGAGUCGCGUGUCCGCACACAACAAGUCACUGAUCGACUGGGCCGGAGAGUACCUGGCCUCGACCUGGAAGACGAACGUCUUGCUGCCGGCGUGGCAGCGCGCUCCGUUCGUAUCUAACGUGCGCAUUCCCGUGGAGUGGCCGACGAAUUCCGACGGCGCUCCAUUGUCGCACGAUGAGGCGCUGCCGUUGUGCGACGCCAUCAUGGACUUCCUGGACGACCGGUACCGUAUCGUGGUGCGUGUAGUGCCGUUUCAAAACCAGCUCUACGCGCGCAUUAGUGCGCAGAUUUACAACGAGCGUAAGGACUACGAGCAACUUGGCCAGGCAAUGCUGGAGGUGACCAACACACCCACUCUAGGCGACUAUCUCGCGCGGAUGCGAAUCUAA